CUUUCUUCUCUUCACACGACGUUGACAAACGUUUCUCUAGUUUUUCCCAGAAUAAUUUCUAAAUUGGUGCAGAGUGUAAUUUUAGUAMUGCUGUAAAAACUGAAAUAUUAUUUAAUAUAUAAAAUCUAAUUGCACCAAAAUAACUGCAAUCUCCUUCAAUGCGUGUAUUUCAUCGAUUUUUAUAUUUAUACGGUUGUAAAAAGUUGUAAAUCGGCUGAAUUUUGUGAAAUAAAACAUCGAGCAAAUAAGUUAACACUUGGCUUGUCUGUCGUGUGAAGGACGAAUCAUAUUCGAGACAAAAGAACGACAGUAAUUGGCAGAUUUUAGCAAAUAAAAUUUCGCUGAUUACAUUCAUCUGAUAAUUCACCAGAUUUUGCAUUAUGUCUGGCAGUGAAGACGGACAAUUACAAAGUCCUGGCAAUGAUAAUUUUGGAUUAAGCGGUGACGAAGAUGCGGAUUCUUUGGACAUUAAACCACCACAAGCGAACGUGCUGCACUCGCGCGACUCCACCGGCUCGCGGCGCAAAGACAAGUCGUCUAAAGAGAAAAAACAUUCCAAAGAGAAGAAACAUCGCAGCGAGCGCGAACGAGGAAGUGGGCGUGAACGUGGCGAUAGGGAACGCGAUCCACGCGAUUACGACACACGGGAACCACAUGGCCGAGAGCGUGACAUGCGCAACGACCGCGGCGGAGGUCCUCGUCCAGGUGAUAUAGAGCGAGGUCGCGACCACCGACGUGGCGGCGAGGAGCGUGAAGAGAUGUUGCGUUAUCACCAACGCGGCAGCAGCGGUUAUGAGCGCGAUGACGUUAUUAACAAAGAUAUGAUGUCGAAUAGCGAGCGCCGUUAUGCAAAGCAAUACGAAWCACACAAUGAGGUGCGACGUAAUAGUGGUGGAGGCGGCGGUGGCGCUGUUUAUCAUCAACAAUAUCAACACUCACAUAUGCAGCGACAAAGACCGGAUUACUACGAACGCAGUUCAGGUGGCGGCGGGUACCAUCAUGGCGGUCUGGAUUAUUAUAACAAUCGCCACCAACAGCAACAACCAUACGGUGGUGGUGGCAAGCAUACACAUGUUGAAUACAAUGAUGUCAACUAUGAGGUGCAACGUGAGCGGCGCAAAUAUAACUACGAAGCGCAGAACGAAUCGGAAAGCAUUGAACAGGAUUUGCGUUCACGACUGCUUAGUAAAAGGCAUAAAUAUGUAAAAGGCAGUGGCGGCGAUAUGAUCGAGCUAACGGAAAGUUAUGAGACAACAACAACAGUACAGCGACAACGGUUCAGUGAUGGUGAACGUAAUGAACGUUAUCGGCAGAAGCGCGAAAAGAUUAGAGAAUCCGUAAUUGAGGUGCUAGACAGUCCGGAGGUGGCUGAAGUGGAGGGUACAGCUGUAGAAGAAGGUGAAGCGCACCGCCAACGCCGCAAACAUAAACGGCGCAACAAAGAGCGUGCAAUCGUCCAAGUGGAGACGGUUGUGUCGACGGAACGCGUCGACCGCACAGAAAAACGCAAAACUCCUGAGGAUCCGGAGGUAUUGUCACGACGGGAAAAAAUACUAGCUGUGGAACGUGAGAAGGAAAAACGCAAAGAAAAAGCACGUGAGGAAUUGGAAGCACGCCGUCGUGCUAGAAAUGCGCUUAGUCCAAGCGCUGUGGCAGCGUCCGUUACUGCUGGGCUCAACGUCAUGAAACGUAAGAAACAGGAAGAGUUGGCCGAGGUGGUUGUAAAAGUUAAACGAUCAAAGAAAACUUCAAAGCAGCGUAGCGACGAAGAGGAAGAAGGUGAGGCGUUAGACAGUGAUGACGAAGACGAUGAGGCAGAUGAGGAUGAUAGCGACGAUAUGGAAACGGACAGUGGCAGUGGUGAUAGUGAAAGUGACACCGAAAGCCAUUCUGAGGUGGAAGCUGCUGAGGGGCGGCACGAAAAACAUUACCGUAAGCAUAGCAAAACAGAGAAGAGGAAAAGGAGUAGAAGGCAUCAUAACCAUCGGAUGCGUAACAAUGGUGUUGAUAAUGACGAUAACACUGAUGAUGAUGACGAUGACGAUGAUGAGGAAGAUGAAGAUGACCUAGAACUACCCGAAAGUCCACUUUCUAUAGGUGAGCUUUCGAAAUCGCCUCGUCGUCAACAUCGCACAAAAAAGCACAAGAAGAAAAAAUCCAAAAAGCACAUAGAAAACGAUGACGAAGAUGGCGAUCAACGUUUAUCACGUUCGCGUUCUCAUUCCGCCCAUUCAAUCUCCCACUCACGUUCAGUUUCGCGCUCUCGUUCACACUCACCUCGCAGAAAGAGCAUACAUUCACGUUCGCUUUCGCAUUCAGGUUCACGUGAGUCUUCACGACACCGCACAACACAUUCACGAUCACGUUCUCGUACUCGUUCACGUUCAGAUUCGCAUUUUGAUUCACGGUCAGUGUCUUCACGCUCGCGCUCACCUUCCCAUUCAUCAGGUUCGCGCUCGCGUUCAAAGUCGCGAACACGUUCACGCUCACGUUCAGAAGAGCGCGAUAUGAAAUCGGCRCAUAAAUCGGAGGCAGAAGCUACUGCUGGUAACAAGCGUCGUGUAGAAGGUGGUAGCCGAGAUGACUCGCCAGCACGCGAUGACAAAGGUGCACCACUGCCAGACUAUUUUCCAGGCAUACAGGGUUGUCGCUCUGUCGAAGAAUUCCAAUGUCUGAAUCGCAUUGAGGAGGGYACAUACGGUGUGGUAUACCGCGCCAAGGAUAAACGUACCAACGAGAUAGUUGCUUUAAAACGCUUAAAAAUGGAGAAGGAAAAGGAAGGCUUUCCCAUAACAUCUUUACGCGAAAUCAAUACUUUACUAAAAGGUCAGCAUCCAAACAUAGURACGGUUCGCGAAAUAGUUGUUGGCUCCAAUAUGGAUAAGAUUUUCAUUGUUAUGGAUUAUGUGGAACACGACUUGAAAUCGUUGAUGGAGACGAUGAAGGCGCGUAAGCAAUUCUUCCUUCCCGGCGAAGUCAAGUGUCUGGUGCAGCAAUUAUUGCGAGCGGUUGGCCAUUUACAUGAUAACUGGAUAUUACAUCGCGAUUUAAAGACGUCUAAUUUGUUGCUAUCGCACAAGGGUGUGCUGAAAGUAGGCGAUUUCGGUUUGGCGCGAGAAUAUGGUUCACCAUUGAAAAAUUACACCUCAUUGGUUGUUACUCUAUGGUAUCGAGCACCGGAGUUAUUGCUUGGCACACUGGAAUAUUCAACACCCAUCGACGUCUGGUCGGUGGGUUGCAUUUUUGGGGAAUUCUUACAAAUGGGGCCACUAUUUCCCGGCAAAACGGAGACAGAUGAGCUAAACAAAAUUUUCAAGGAACUCGGCACACCAAACGAACGAAUUUGGCCCGGUUAUAAAGAUUUGCCAAUUGUUAAGAAUAUGUUAAGCCAGAAUUCCCAAUUCGCUGACUAUCCUGUUUCAAAUUUACGUAGGCGUUUCGCCGACAAAACCACCGACUUAGGCAUUGACUUGCUACAGGGUCUUCUCACCUAUGAUCCCAAGAAAAGACUGACCGCUGAAGCGGCCCUUAAACACAGCUACUUCAAUGAGCUGCCUCUGCCCAUCGAUCCAUCUAUGUUUCCUACAUGGCCGGCAAAAAGUGAAUUGGGUGCGCGUAAAGCGCUCGCCUCCUCGCCUAAACCACCAUCUGGCGGUUCGCAGUUUAAACAAUUGGGUCGAGACGAAAUACUUGUGGGCAGUAGUGGUGGAAGCAAUGCGGCCGGUGUUGCCAAUAGCAGUAGUAAAGUUAUAUCUGGCAUUAUAACAGGCAAUAAGAAAACUGCUGCGAAUACUGGUUUUGUGCUAAAUGCAGGCAUUGAUCAGCGUCAACUGGCCAUGGGUCCGGGAUUCAAUUUAAAAUUUUAAUAAACACUUUGCCACGCACUAUUUGUUAACUGAUAUUUGAGUGUGAAUGUGUUUAACAGUACUAUUGCUUUUACAAAAUAUAUUAGUCAUUAAUUAACCGUUCUAGUUAAUUACGAGCAUAAGAUCCAGAUUUAUCAUUUUUCGYUAAAUAUGAAUAGCUCGUAAGCUACAGUCCAGAAAAAUUGUUAAAACCGUCACUUAAAUCAUUUGAAUUUACCAUUAUCACAAAAGAAGUUCAACCAAACGAUUUUACCAACAAAACAAAGAGAAUCCUUGAGAGCUUAAAACAAAAAACUCGUAAUUUUAGAAACUGUUAAUAAUAACAUCUAAAUAAUUUUAGAUAAAAAUUUAUCGUUGAAAUUGUACAAAUUACAUACACGCAUUAGAGUUGGCGGCAGGUUUAUACCUAAAGGCUUACACGAGGUCAGGCAAACAUAAUAAUCAUUAAAGAAGUAGAACAACAGUUGGAUAGAUAUAAGCAUUUUUUGAGUAA
This is a messenger RNA of Bactrocera latifrons, 4359 nucleotides long. RefSeq names its product serine/threonine-protein kinase PITSLRE (gene Pitslre). Gene Ontology annotation, biological process: protein phosphorylation; regulation of mitotic cell cycle. Gene Ontology annotation, molecular function: ATP binding; cyclin-dependent protein serine/threonine kinase activity. NCBI's taxonomy places the organism in Eukaryota, Metazoa, Arthropoda, Insecta, Diptera, Tephritidae. Bases 381 to 3866 code for a protein of 1161 amino acids. Gene Ontology annotation, cellular component: nucleus. The transcript is spliced from 3 exons. The record is from RefSeq and is a predicted model, not a curated record.